Molecule: messenger RNA, 806 nt
Organism: Suillus fuscotomentosus
Lineage: Eukaryota; Fungi; Basidiomycota; Agaricomycetes; Boletales; Suillaceae
Exons: 4
Coding region: 149-628 (159 amino acids)
Source: RefSeq, a predicted model, not a curated record
CCCUGGCUUUCACUCGACGUCAUGAUGAACGAGCGCUGGCGUCAUCGUCUCAGAAGCCACAACACGUGAUCCAGGACUGUCAGCCUAACAAGAUAAUACCUGGAUGGCAAUUGCGUUUGUUUCUUAACGACUUUCCUCUCCAACAAACAUGUCCGCACCUACAGAACUUCCCGUAGAUGCGGAGUCUAUGAAGAAGCUCGAGAAGGAACUCUCAAUGGAGGCUAAAUCUGAGGAAAAGAAGUUACAGUCAGCCUUCAAAGACAUGCACAAGCACGAGAAAUCAGAAGCCAAGGCUUCCAAGUCUGUAGGCAAAGCAGAGAAAUCUGUCAGGAAACUGGAAAAGCUGGAGCUUGGGACCAUCAAUUCCCUCCAUGAUAUCACCCACAAACAUGAUGUAGCUGUCGCAGACCUUCACAAUGCGCAAGCAAGCCUUCAUACCCAGCAACAGCAGCUAGAGAAACACAAACAAGACUUAUCGACUGCGCGAACACACGUCGACCAGGUCACCAAGGAUAAGAAUGAUCAUGAUCGUGAUCGUCACGAUAAAUUCAAUCAGCUGCGCUCAAGCCCGCCGACCCAGACCGGUGGUCCGAGCGCCGGCACCUCAGGUGCCUCUACUGGUCACUAGUCAGGAAAGGAUGUAGUACCUGGACCAUGCACACACGGACAGUUUGUAAUUGACGAUUUUAUAUCAACCUCAAUCCCUGUAUUUUUAUGGCAUUAUUUUCACGGCUGUAUUGAUUGUACUUUGCCCGAGGUUAUAUAAAGUAAGGAUGUACAGGCCCCAGGGCCCAUCAUCAAACUAU